CCUAAAGAAGUGGCUGACAUCUUCAACGCCCCCAGUGACGAUGAAGACUUUGUGGGUUUCCGAGAUGAUGUUCCCAUGGAAACACUGUCAUCAGAGGAGAGCUGUGAUAGUUUGAACUCUCUGGAUUUGAGGAAACAGCAGGAUGUGCGAAGUUUCCAUUCCAAAUAUUUCACAGAAGAGCUGAGGAGGAUAUUUUUUGAGGACACCGACUCGGACACUGAGGACUUUGAAGGCUUUACGCAGAGUGAGCUGAGCACCAGCAGUACCUCAGAAGCCCCGCUCAUGGCAUCAGAUUUGAGUGAGGAGGAGAAAGCAUCUCAGGCUAGAGAGGAAGAGGAUGAAGCCAUCCCUACAAGAAGAAGGUCUCAAAGAAGCAGCCUUGGUCUUCGAGUGGCCUUCCAGUUUCCCACCAAGAAGUUGGCAAAAAAGUCAGACAAAAAUGGCUCUUCUGAACUAUCGUUUCCAAGCUCACACUUACAGGACAGUAAAAAUAUCCUUGGAAGAAACAGAAACUGUAGAGCGGCACAGGAAAGGGAUGAUUCUGCGUCGGAGUCGGAGGAUGACUUGAGGGAUGAGAGCCAGGAGAGCUCAGAUGCCCUGCAGAAGAGGACCAUGAACAUCAAGGAAAACAAGGCCAUGCUUGCUCAGUUAUUGGCAGAAUUGAACUCAAUGCCAGACUUGUUUCCAGUACGAACCCCAGCCUCAGCUUCUAAGAAGAAAACAACACGGCGGGCCUUCUCAGAAGGACAGAUCACACGGCGUAUGAACCCAACCCGGAGUGCACGACCCCCAGAGAAGUUUGCGCUAGAAAACUUCACCCUCUCCACCACCAAAUUUGCAGAAGAGUUUUAUACUUUGAGAAGAAGGAAGACAAUCAGUGGGGGAAAAUGCCAGAAGUACAGACAGCGCCGUCGCCUGUCUUCUUAUCGCCCAGUGGAGGAUAUUACUGACGAGGACUUGGAAAACGUUGCCAUAACCGUUCGGGAUAAAAUCUAUGAUAAAGUUCUGGGUAACACUUGCCAUCAGUGCCGGCAGAAGACCAUUGACACUAAGACGGUGUGUCGGAACCAGGACUGCUGUGGUGUGCGAGGACAGUUCUGUGGGCCAUGCCUGCGCAACCGCUAUGGGGAGGACGUGCGAGAGGCCCUGCUAGACCCGGAUUGGAUGUGCCCUCCCUGCCGGGGGAUCUGCAACUGUAGUUACUGUCGGAGGCGCGACGGCCGCUGUGCCACAGGGAUCCUCAUUCAUCUGGCUAAGUUCUAUGGUUAUAAUAAUGUUAAAGAAUAUCUGGAAAGCUUACAAAAGCAGCUGGUAGAAGACAACUGAGAGGAAAAGAGUAUCAGUCAACUCACCAGAGUACUCCAAGAAUGCAUAUCGUUG
Dipodomys ordii (Ord's kangaroo rat) is the source of this 1380-nucleotide messenger RNA. It is a transcript of the gene Cdca7l, whose product is annotated as cell division cycle associated 7-like. Gene Ontology annotation, cellular component: nucleus. The coding region runs from base 76 to 1326 and encodes 416 amino acids. The record is from RefSeq and is a predicted model, not a curated record. Lineage: Eukaryota; Metazoa; Chordata; Mammalia; Rodentia; Heteromyidae. The transcript has 9 exons. Gene Ontology annotation, biological process: regulation of DNA-templated transcription.